This is a messenger RNA of Arabidopsis arenosa, 1175 nucleotides long. Lineage: Eukaryota; Viridiplantae; Streptophyta; Magnoliopsida; Brassicales; Brassicaceae. The record is from the annotation of a GenBank genome assembly.
AGUCUCCCAUCACCUCCGAUCUCAAAUCUCACAUCUUUUCUCUCCAAAUUCUCUUCUCUCUGAAAAUCAAUCAAUCAUGGUUGAGCCGGCGAAUACCGUUGGAAUUCCGGUGAAUCACAUUCCACUGUUGAAGGAUGAGCUCGAUAUCGUGAUCCCCACGAUCCGUAACCUCGAUUUCCUGGAGAUGUGGAGGCCUUUUCUUCAGCCUUACCAUCUGAUUAUCGUCCAAGAUGGAGAUCCAUCGAAGACCAUUGCUGUCCCUGAAGGCUUCGAUUACGAACUCUACAACAGGAACGACAUCAACCGUAUCCUUGGUCCUAAAGCUUCCUGCAUUUCCUUCAAGGACUCUGCUUGCCGUUGCUUCGGCUACAUGGUCUCCAAGAAGAAGUACAUCUUCACUAUUGACGACGAUUGCUUCGUUGCUAAGGAUCCAUCUGGAAAAGCUGUGAACGCUCUUGAGCAACACAUCAAGAACCUUCUCUGCCCAUCAACUCCAUUUUUCUUCAACACCUUGUACGACCCAUACCGUGAAGGUGCUGACUUCGUCCGUGGAUACCCUUUCAGUCUCCGUGAGGGUGUUUCCACCGCUGUUUCCCACGGUCUGUGGCUCAACAUCCCUGAUUACGAUGCCCCUACCCAACUUGUGAAGCCUAAGGAAAGGAACACAAGGUAUGUGGAUGCUGUCAUGACCAUCCCAAAGGGAACACUCUUCCCUAUGUGUGGCAUGAACUUGGCCUUUGACCGUGAGCUCAUUGGUCCGGCUAUGUACUUUGGUCUCAUGGGUGAUGGUCAGCCUAUUGGUCGCUACGACGAUAUGUGGGCUGGAUGGUGUAUCAAGGUGAUCUGUGACCAUUUGGGAUUGGGAGUGAAGACAGGUUUGCCCUACAUUUACCACAGCAAAGCGAGCAACCCGUUUGUGAACUUGAAGAAGGAGUACAAGGGAAUCUUCUGGCAGGAGGAUAUCAUUCCUUUCUUCCAGAGCGCAAAGCUCACGAAAGAAGCUGUGACAGUUCAACAAUGCUACAUGGAGCUAUCCAAGUUGGUGAAGGAGAAGCUAAGCCCCAUUGAUCCUUACUUUGACAAGCUUGCAGACGCUAUGGUCACCUGGAUUGAAGCUUGGGAUGAGCUUAACCCACCCACUAAAGCUUGAGCACCAAAAAACCACCACCGCAGUU